This is a messenger RNA of Passer domesticus (house sparrow), 6461 nucleotides long. It is a transcript of the gene AOAH, whose product is annotated as acyloxyacyl hydrolase. The transcript is spliced from 22 exons. Gene Ontology annotation, molecular function: acyloxyacyl hydrolase activity; calcium ion binding. Lineage: Eukaryota; Metazoa; Chordata; Aves; Passeriformes; Passeridae. The coding region runs from base 40 to 1914 and encodes 624 amino acids. The record is from RefSeq and is a predicted model, not a curated record. Gene Ontology annotation, biological process: negative regulation of inflammatory response; lipopolysaccharide catabolic process.
UGCAACACUAGUUGUUCAGGGGAGUGUCUUGUGUUAUUAAUGCUGAGUGACUCUGGCAAUUCCUGUGGUUCAAGGUCGUUAGUCAUCCGCUGCCGCUGCAGGAGACACCGGAGCGCUGAGCCAGAGCUCUUCAUCCAACCCUCUUGGUCCUCCCAGGCCAGCAGGAUGAAGGAGUCUAGGCAAACAUUCCUUAAUUUAUUCUGCAUCCUCUGGCUCUUUCUGCUGCUGAAGACUGCCUCUUCCUCCCCUCUACCCCGUGGAAAAGACCCACGAGCCCCUUCGCUCCCCUUUGGGCUGUACGAAGGACACACCUGUGUUGGAUGCGUGCUUGUGGUGUCUGUCAUCGAACAGCUUGCACAGUGGCACAACAGCACAGUAAAGGCAGCUGUGGAGAGACUGUGUGACUACAUACCUGAAAAACUGCAAGGUUUCUGCUAUGUGCUUGCUGAACUUUACGGACCACACAUAGCUGAACUCAUAGACAGGGAAAUGAAUGCCGAUGUGGUUUGCCAUUCCUUGAGGCUGUGUAAACAGGAUCCAGGACAACCACUUUGUCAUCUCUACUCUCCUCCAAAGGUGGGACUGAGUGUUGCAAUAAGAAAAGCAAAAAGAAUUAUGAAGGCUUCCAAGGACUUGAAAAGCUUCAUGGGAUUCUCAAGUGUAUGUGCGUUUCCUCUUCUGGCUAACCUGUGUGAGAAGAUUAAAUAUGUUCUAAGAAAUAAACUGCCUUUUGAAGAUUUUGAUGGAGAUAAAUUUAGUACCUUCCCAACGCUGAGGGGCUAUCACUGGCGAGGCAGAGACUGCAAUGACACAAACACAACCGUGUACCCUGGCAGGCGUCCUGAUAAUUGGGAUGCAAAAAGUGACUCUAACUGCAAUGGCAUAUGGGGUGUGGAUCCAAAAGAUGGAAUUCCCUAUGAAGAGAAGUUCUGCAAAGGUGCAGACUCCAGAGGGGUCGUGCUCCUGGGAGACUCGGCCGGCGCUCACUUCCACAUCCCUCCCGAGUGGAUGACCGUCACACAGAUGUCAGCGAAAUCAUUUGCUAAUCUCCCCAUGGCUUUCAGUGAUGAGUUUGACUGGCCCCAGUUCUCAGAGAUCACUGGAUUUCUCAAUUCCACCAUCGGAGGGUGGACAGACUCUUUGUAUCUACGUUUACGCAGGAGAAAUCGCUGUAAUCACAGAGACUUGCAGAACAUUUCCCAAAAUGGUGGUUCUUCCGGAAACCUCCUCUCUUUAAUAAAAAGUUUGGCCAGAAACCAGCUGUUGGACAAUCCAGCCAUAGUUAUCUACGCUACAAUUGGGAAUGAUGUCUGCAAUGGUGAACGUGACACACUGGCCCACAUGACCACACCCAAAGAAAUGCUCUCCAAUGUGGUGCAAGCUCUGCGAUACCUGGACUCCCGCCUUCCAAAUGGCAGCCAUGUGAUUUUGACAGGCUUGGUGGAUGGUCGCUUUCUCUGGGAUAACCUGCACAACAGAUACCAUCCUCUAGGACAACUGAACAAGGAUGUCACAUACAGUCAACUCUACUCUUUCCUCGACUGCCUCCAGGUGAGCCCCUGCAGCGGCUGGCUGACCCCCAACGAGACCCUGAGGAACCUGACCUCGGAGAGAGCAUUACAACUUUCCAAUGUCCUGAAAGAAAUAGCAAGAUCUGAGAAAUUUUCCAACUUUGAUAUUUUCUACAUGGAUUUCCCACUGAGACAAACGGCCGAGGAAUGGCGCAAGAUGGGAGGCGAGCCCUGGCAGCUGAUCGAACCAGUCGAUGGCUUCCAUCCCAGCCAGAUUGCUGCAGCCCUUGGAACAGGCAUUACCUGGCAGAAGGCACUACACGAGUGGCCUCAAGUGCUUGGCAAGGAGAAUCCAUUCAACGAUCAGAUUGAAGCCAUAUUCAAAGAUCAAGGUGGACACUGACUUCCAAACUGCUGGAACCCUCACACAAUUGAUGAUGGCACUUCCACGGGUCAAGAUGAUUAAAGACACACCAAAAAAAUCGGGGAGAGGAAGUUAACAGAGCCAGUAGCACUGGACAUAACACAAGAGCAUUCUUUUCAGUUUGUAUCUCACCUGCACAAGUAGGCUAUGCUUUUUCUGUGGAGCUACAAAAAUAAAAAUCAAAGGAUAGCUGCCAGCUAGACCAUUUAUUGUAUCAGUUUGAAAAUCUGCACUUCUUUUUUCCACAUACAGCAAACUCCUACCCCUACCUAAUCUUUUUUCCUUCUGCAGAACAUUUCUAGGUUUUCUGUGUUUCAACAGUUAAUCUGAUCCCAAAAGGAGGGGGGGGACCCCAAACUCAUUAUGUUGCUAUAAAUUGUGUGUAUGUAAUUGCCUUGACUGUCAAUACAUUAUUUAGCUGGUAUUUGCUUAUUAAAGUGUGCCAGGAAUAACAAGACACUACAAUUUUGAUCUGCCUGGCAGCAUCAGCACAGGCUGACUGAGCACAAGUUCUCUUCCUCCAUUAAUAAGAUAUUAGGUUGACAACACUUCAUGUAUUUAAAAAGCGGGUUGUUUUUUCAACCUGUAAUGUAUUUCUGCUUUUUUUGCUUCCUAAGACAAAUAAUAUGCCAAGUCCUAUGUCUUUUACAGGCAUGGCCAAGGGAAUCACUGAAAAUACUGGGUAGCCCUUACUUCACAGACAGACUUGAAGAUGAGAAUUACUGUAUUUUUUUCACCAGCUUAUGCAGUGCUCUUAGCAAAAUAAAGAAAUAUUUAAAAAUCAGAGACAGCUCUACCCUACUUGCAACCUUACUGAUGAUGGAGGGAUCAGAGAGCAUUAAGUGGCAUUAAUUAUGGGUGGAAAAGAUCCAGUAAACAGCAAGCAUUAACAUGACAUGACUAAAACACAACCCAACAGCCCAAAGCUCAGGUGGAAUUGCUCUGCUCCUUGUUCUGAGCACCACCCUUGCACAAAGCUGUCACACAUGGGGCAGCUCUUGGGCUGUGGUCCAAACCCAAAGAUAGAGCCUGGCUGUAGGAUGUGCACCCACUCAGCAUUUUGAGCAGGCAGGGAAUGACUUGGCUAAUACUAUUUUGAUUGAAGCAUGUAUUACUGCUUUCCUAGAUCCUGAUCCUUUUCAUAGGGUACAGUCAAUGCUGGGUCUUUUAUUAAGAUAUUAAGAUAGAAAUUAAGAUAGAAAUUCCUUUGGGAUGACUGCUAACACUUAAGUAAAUAUUCAAGUCACCACUUUAGGAAACCAGAAGGGAAUACAUUCCUUAAUUGAAUGAUACUUGUUAAUAGGGCCCCAAUUCAUUCAAGUCAUUUAGAUGUUACCAAAAUAUCCAGUCUCCCAAGGAAUAGUUUCAACUCAAGAGGCAGACCUGGGGAAGACUAUUUAGCAUUACAAGGAAAUGCCCUUGCUUCCCAUAGAAAUUCUCUUCAAACAACAUAACAUUCCAUGUACCCUGACCAGGUAAAGCACCUCCUAUUUUUGUACUAUUUCUUCAGGACUCUUAUCUUUUAUUAAAUACAACACAAGGACAGAAGCAAGCGCAUCCACACGUUUUUACUACAGCUCAAGUACAGCACAGGCAAUAAUUACAGAAUAUCAGAUUAUUUUCUCUACAUCAACACACAGAAGUGUAGCAAUUAAAAGGGGGAAGGGAGUCAUGUUUGGAAGCCUAAUUUUCAAGGCAAUUUCUUUGCAAAUUAUUGUAUUUCAUUUGAGGUUGGGAUUUAAUAACACCAAUUAGGAGUUUUACUAAGUAGUAAAACUGAAAUUUCCUCAACUAAAAUAAGCUACAUUGCCCAGAGGAAAGCAUUUUUCUCUUACAGAAUUUUUUACUUGCUCACUUACUGAAUUUCUGAACAAUGGGGAGAAAAAGGUUUCUUAUAAAAUUAGAACAUCUUUUCAAAGACAACCUGAAACCUCUAUAGCUGAAACCCAGAGCAAAGCCCUCUCAAAGGUUUGCCCAGUACAACUGCUCCUUGCUGGACACAGGGUCUCUGAAGGACACCAAGGAAUGGGCUUGCCCCUGGCUGAGGGCACACGACCCAGAGCACAUGCCCUUGUGCCUCAAGGUGAGUUCUGCACCUCCAAACCCAGCUGCAUGCAGAAACCUGAUAUGUAGCUAAUGCAUUAACUAUCUAUCUUUAUCAAAGAAAGAUGAAUUUUGGGACUAUUAAGCCAUCAGCUUUUACAACCACUAUGUCUCAAUUAUUUCAAAUGCAAAAAACAGCUGAAGAUCUGCACCCUCAAACAUCAAUCACUUACCCAUACCACUCUAAAAAUACAUAUCCUAUAUUUAAAAAACACUGCUGAAAAAGCUUACUUAUGCUAAAGCAGCGACAAACUAUGAAUUCUAAGCUAUUCCAUUAGGUAAAUGCCUCCUGGUGCUUAGAUUUGUUGAAGGUGAAAAAUGCGCAGGGAAGAGAAAUAGGGGAAAAAAAGUUUCUCUUGGAAAGCUUAUUAUAAUUCCAAGCAAUUCAAAGUUUAUUAGCAGUAUGAAGUUCUAGCAAAAAUAGUCUGUCAAGGUCUUUCUUGGGGAGAGUCAGAGCAUGUGAAUGAAUACAGAAGGAAUUAUGUCACUGGCUGGGUCCAGCACACUGCACAUGGGAAGGUUCUCUUGAUGUUACUCUGCAAACAUUUUUUACAAAAUUUUAAGCUUGGCUUGAAAUCAGAGAGUAAGAACUCUUUUUGAGGUAUAGAACAUCUAAACCUACCUGAAGUUAUUUGAAUUCACAGACUGGCCUCUUCACAAAGAAUGAGCUCCAAACAAGGAAAAACUACGUAACCAUUGUUGCAAACUUUCACCACAAAACCCUAAAAGGGCAGAGGAACAUGGGAGGGGGAGGCAGCACCCAGCAGCGCCAGUCAGGAAAUCCAUAAGCACAGGCUUCCUGCUGAGCUUGUGUCCCAUGUUUCUGCUGGCUGCAGGAGCCCAUGUGCUCACCACUCAUGUGCCCAGAAGUCACCACACAGGUCAGCUUUUCUAACUUAACACCACCCGUUGCACUUCUUACCUUUUGCUUUAUGAAGAGAGCUUCUACUUGGCCAAUGAACAAACACAGAUUGGUUUCUACAAGGGAUAAUAGUCCAAUUAGCCUAAAUAAAAGUGGUCCCUUGAAUAUCAUCCAGUUCUGUUCUUAACACCUUUCCGUGGACUUAUUUCAUAAUUCAAAAAUUAAUGGUUUUAACACUCACUUGGGGAGUUUAAGACAGCCUACCACACAUCCACUGCUGAAAUUUCCUCUUGCACUGUCCAUGUUGUGCUAUUCUGCUGCCAUGUCUGUCACAAAAAAACCUGUCUCUCCUCUUCAUGUUUGAUGAGCUGCUGCACACGGACAAUCUGGCCUCCUACUACAAAAUUCAGCAAGCUGUGUCCAAGGCUUCACAUCAUCAAGUGGAAUUCUGGGAUACAUGUACAGAAUAGAAUCCUUCCUUAAACAGUGUGGAGUCCAGCUUUUCUUCAGCCUACAACUUAGUAUUUCAAAUUGCAUAGAUGACUUUAUGAAAAAAAACAGGAAGGGUUUUACUUUUUAUUUUAAAUGAAUAAAAUAAAUCUCAAUACAUAGUUUGGAAAUAUUUAAAGACAUCAGAAAAGAACAUUUAAAAGAUUUAAAAGCAAGUACAAAAGGGGAAGGAUGAAACAGUAUAAGGUAAUAGAAUUUAGUGUUUCAAGUGUGAAUAUAUAACAGCAAUAGCAAACUUAAGUUUUCCACUACUGCAUUCCUAGUGAAGUGAUGAGCUGGUAUUUCAAUACGCUCAGUGAAAAGCCAUGAACACUGCAAGUUUUAACUGAGGAAUGUUGCCAUUUUCAUGAUGAGUCUGAAGUACUGGUUUUAUAUGCAUUUGUUGGCAUGUCUGUCAAGGGGAAGAAGACCCAUUCCUUCAGCCAGCGGAGUAUUGGUUGGUAUACAGCAGCUUUGUAAAGUCUUAUUAUUAAACAAAACAAAAAAAGGGCACUUUUACUACCUAUUAACCUAUUCCUGGUUCUCACAUGGAGAAUUAUAGCUUGUAAAAACCAAGAAAUACUGACAUAUACAGCCAUAAACCUAAUUUUUUCUGAUUUUUUUAUAUAACAGUCCUAACAAAAAUAUUCAAGACCUUCCAUUUCUAUCAAAGUGCAAUAUACUGCAUACUUAAUUCCACACCUGCAAAUCACAUAGUGUACAUGCCACGCACUUAUCCACACUAGUUUGUAUAGGAAAUUGCAAAAGUAGUAUGAAUAUGUUGUACAUGUCUUGUUCUGACCACAAGGACGCUGGACAAGCAGAAUUAUCUAUACUGCAUGUUGUAGAAUAAAAUUGACUAGUUGCUUCUAUGCCUGAUCAUUACAAAAGAACCCCAACAAAUGCUACAACAUUGAAUCUUGUGCUUCAGCAGCAUUCUUGUUAAGAGUAUUUUGAACUAUUGUUUCUUUCAGGGAGCUGAGUUAUCUGGAUCAGACAAGUUAAGCUUGUCUUUCACUAGCUAGCGCCCCCCUUCCUGCCCUGAAGUGUGAUUUCCUGCAAUAAUUUAGUU